Molecule: messenger RNA, 852 nt
Organism: Stegastes partitus (bicolor damselfish)
Lineage: Eukaryota; Metazoa; Chordata; Actinopteri; Pomacentridae
Product: leucine-rich repeat-containing protein 3-like
Exons: 1
Coding region: 1-852 (283 amino acids)
Cellular component (GO): plasma membrane
Molecular function (GO): protein binding
Source: RefSeq, a predicted model, not a curated record
AUGUGCACAGGAUGGCGUGAGGAGAGAUGUACCAGUGUCAGUGGAGGGAGAGGUAAAGGACUGGAUCUUCAUUCAUGGCUAUGUGUGUCGCUUUUGUUCUCGGCUCUGUGGGGUCAAGCGUCCCUGCAGUGCCCAGACAGCUGCCACUGUGCCUGGGACACGGCCACGGUACUGUGCUCAGAUGCCGGGCUGCGGGAGAUCCCAGAGGGAAUCCCGCCGGAAACUGUCUCCCUCCACCUGGAACGCAACUACAUCCGGAACAUCCCAGAGAGUGCCUUCAGUGAUCUGGUCCACCUGCGGGAUCUCUACCUGUCCCACAAUCGCAUCGACUCUCUCGCCUCGGGGGCCCUGCGGCAUUUGGGCCCCGAGCUGCGCUUGCUGGACUUGUCACACAACCAGCUGAGGCAAGCCAACAGGGAGGAGUUUGGCUCCACCCGGGCAAAGACGCGCCUCUACCACAAUCCCUGGCACUGUGAUUGUGCCCUGCAGGAGCUGAUGGAGACUCUGAACCUGGAGCCCGAGACGGUGAACGGGAUCAUCUGCGAGAGCUCAGUGCGGGGGGUGGGCGAGGGGAGCAGGUGGGAGGACCCAGGGUCGCAGGGCGAGCACGCAGGCCAGCCACUGGUUAAACUGUUGGAUUCUGGGGUGAACUUCUGCAGCCUGCAGAGGAAGACCACUGAUGUCGCCAUGCUGGUGACCAUGUUCGUGUGGUUCUUCAUGGUCAUUGUGUAUGUAGUGUACUACGUGAGGCAGAACCAAGCUGAGGCUCGCAGGCAUUUGGAAUACCUGAAGAGUUUACCAAGCCCACGCAAGACCCCGGCUGAAACAGACACUCUGAGUACUGGUUUCUGA